Molecule: messenger RNA, 339 nt
Organism: Dovyalis caffra
Lineage: Eukaryota; Viridiplantae; Streptophyta; Magnoliopsida; Malpighiales; Salicaceae
Source: the annotation of a GenBank genome assembly
AUGGAAGAAAUGGAAGCAAAAGACGAAGAUGAUGGGGGUGGUAAUGCUGAUGAAGAAGGUGAUAGGGGAACAAUGGAUAGUACUGAUCAAGAAGAUGAGGAUGAUGAUGGGGAUGAACAAGAUGAUAGGUAUGAAAAUGACAGUGGUCAACAUGAUGGGGAUGAUGAUAUUGGGGAUAAUAUUACUGAUGAAAUGGAUGAAGGUGAUGCAAAUGAUAGUGGUCAAGAUGACGAGGAUGAUGAUUUUGAUGGAGAUGAUCAAGGAGGUCAACAAGAUGACGAAGAACAUCAACAAAUUUUAUUGGAUGAUAUUUUACUAUAUAUGUUCAUAUGGCAAUGA